CCCCCCCCCCAACCCCAGCCGCCUCGCUUGCUCGCGGCCAGUUGGUAGGCAUCGUCCCUGGGGGCCGUCCCCACUCUGAAGCAGAGAAGAUGGCUGGAGGACGUCUGUUGCUGGGGGGCGACUUCCUGUCGCCGCCGCCGCUGCCCCCCCUCCCGCCGCCGCCGCUGCCGCCCCUCCCGCCGCCCCCGCCUGAGCCAGUGCUGGAGCAGUGGCGCUAUAGCCACGAAAGUGACUGGCAGUGGGCUCUGCGGCGGAGCUUCAUCUGCCGGCACCUGCACAGCUAUCCCGGGGCUGCCCUGGACCAGCUCCUCGCGCUCUCUGCCGCCUGGACAAACCACGUUUUCCUGGGCUGCAGGUAUAGCCCACACUUGAUGGAAAAAAUUCUGCACAUGGCUGAAGGCAUUGAUAUUGGGGAGAUGCCGUCAUAUGAUCUAAUGCUGCCCAAACCUUCCAAAGGCCAAAAACGCUACCUUUCAACCUACGAUGGUCAAAAUCCUCCUAAAAAGCAAGCUGGUUCCAAAUUCCAUGUGAGACCUCGUUUUGAGCCUGUACAUUUUGUAGCUAGUAGUUCAAAAGCUGAAAGACAGGAAGAUCCGUAUGGCCCUCAAACAAAAGAGGUAAAUGGACGAACACAUUUUGCCGGCAUGCCAAGAAACUUCUACCAAGAUUAUACUCAAGACUCUUUCAGUAUCCAGGAUGGGAAUUCUCAGUAUUGCAAUUCAUCAGGAUUUAUUUUCACGAAAGACCAGCCUGUAGCAACCAACAUGUAUUUUGACAGUGGGAACCCUGCCCCAAGCAGCACAUCCCAGCAGGCAAACUGUCAGCCAGCUCCCGAGCCUCCUCCUUCACAGAUGUACCCUGAGUCCUUAGUUGCCGAGAAACAGUAUUUUAUUGAAAAGUUAACAGCAACUAUCUGGAAGAACCUUUCUAAUCCAGAGAUGACUUCUGGAUCUGAUAAGAUUAAUUAUACCUAUAUGCUAACUCGUUGUAUUCAGGCAUGUAAGACAAAUCCUGAGUAUAUAUAUGCCCCUUUAAAAGAAAUUCCUCCUGCUGACAUCCCCAAAAAUAAAAAACUUCUCACAGAUGGUUAUGCUUGUGAAGUUAGAUGCCAAAAUAUCUACCUAACUACAGGUUAUGCAGGUAGCAAGAACGGGUCCAGAGAUCGAGCUACUGAGCUAGCUGUAAAACUCUUGCAGAAGAGGAUUGAGGUUAGAGUUGUCCGACGGAAAUUCAAGCACGUAAUUGGAGAGGACCUUGUGGUGUGUCAGAUUGGUAUGCUUUCAUAUGAAUUUCCCCCAGCUCUGAAACCACCAGAAGACCUGGUAGUACUGGGAAAGGAUGCUUCUGGGCAGCCUAUUUUUAAUAGUUCUGCCAAACACUGGACCAAUUUUGUCAUUACAGAAAAUGCAAAUGAUGCAAUUGGCAUCCUUAACAAUUCCGCCUCAUUCAACAAAAUGUCAAUUGAGUACAAAUACGAGAUGAUGCCAAACCGCACAUGGCGGUGUCGAGUAUUCCUGCAAGAUCACUGCUUAGCUGAAGGUUAUGGAACCAAGAAAACAAGCAAACAUGCAGCUGCUGAUGAGGCUUUGAAAGUUCUUCAAAAAACACAACCCACGUAUCCAUCUGUCAAAAGUUCCCAGUGUCACUCAGGCUCUUCACCCAAAGGAUCUGGAAAGAAGAAAGAUAUCAAAGAUCUUGUAGUUUAUGAGAAUUCUUCCAAUCCUGUGUGCACAUUGAAUGAUACGGCUCAGUUUAACCGAAUGACGGUUGAAUAUGUCUAUGAAAGGAUGACAGGUCUCCGCUGGAAAUGUAAGGUGAUUCUAGAGAGCGAAGUCAUUGCCGAAGCAGUUGGUGUGAAGAAAAGUGUCAAAUACGAAGCUGCUGGAGAAGCUGUAAAGACCCUCAAAAAGACCCAGCCGACUGUCAUUAACAACUUGAAGAAAGGGACUGUUGAAGAUGUGAUUUCAAGAAAUGAAAUCCAGGGCCGCUCAGCAGAAGAAGCUUACAAACAGCAAAUCAAAGAAGACAACAUAGGGAAUCAACUGCUGAGAAAGAUGGGCUGGACGGGUGGUGGUUUAGGGAAAUCUGGUGAGGGCAUACGGGAGCCUAUCUCAGUUAAAGAGCAGCAUAAGCGAGAAGGCCUUGGUCUAGAUGUAGAGAGGGUCAAUAAAAUUGCUAAGAGGGAUAUAGAACAAAUUAUCAGAAACUAUGCCCGCUCUGAAAGCCACUCAGAUUUGACCUUCUCCACAGAGCUGACCAAUGAUGAACGGAAGCAAAUACAUCAGAUUGCUCAGAAGUAUGGCCUGAAGAGUAAGUCUCAUGGGGUGGGCCAUGAUAGGUACCUGGUGGUAGGUCGAAAACGGCGGAAGGAAGACCUACUAGAUCAACUCAAACAGGAGGGCCAAGUGGGACAUUAUGAGCUUGUUAUGCCCCAAGCAAACUAAGAUUUUACUAAGUUGUCUUAUAAAUGCCUCAUGAGGUAGAUACACAAAUAACAAAAGAAGCUAUAUGUUCUGGUUGAAGAGUAUUCAUUCCUAAGAUGUUUCACCUUGUUCAUUUCAUAUAGUGCUUUAUUAGGUAUUGGAACCUAGAGAAUUCUGUCCACUUGUAUUCUUAGCUUAAUCCAGCAGAUGAUAUUGUGCAGUUACUGUUUGUGUCUUUGAUAUGGCUCUGUUCCCUCAGAUUUUAGUAGUUUGUACAAGUAAAAACACCCAUAUAAGUGCAAUUUCACCCUGAGGCAAAUACUUCCCAUUAUAAAGGGCAUAGCACAGCAAUCUGCAACAAUAUGUAAAGUCAAUGCUGACUCUUAACUACGCUAAUUCCAGAUUUACUCAACAUGUCAGGUCAUUUUGUAGCAUCAGUUUUCAUCUUUGUGAGAAGUCAGUUGUAGAGCAUUUAACAAUAAAUUGUGCUGUACGUGUAAAUGUCUUUAUCAACUAAAUGAUGUAAAACUUUCUUUAAAGUAAUUUUAGUGUGUGUUUAUUUAUAACUUCUACCCUGUGAUUUCCAGGAUAUUGGAAGUGAUUUACUGUAUCUUGUGACAUAUGACUUUUAAAUAAAUUCUAGUCUUCAUGCUGAGAGAGCACUACUGAGAGAGAUGUCGAAAAGUUUCCAAAAAGCCUUGAUUCAAUCAGAAGAAAGGAAGCUUGAACUGUUUGUUCUUGGUGCCUUGCAGAGAGACUCAGAGCAACUCUCCAUUGUAGCUUUCACAUGGUUUGUGCACCACACCCAAGGCAACCAUAGCUGUGGUAGAGCUUGGUAAAAGACUGAAGAUACACUGGUGCUUUGAUGAAAAAGGUCAGUUGGCUGGUUCCCCUCUCAAAAAGCUUAUUACUCCCAAAGCCAACUUUGUAACAUACUUAAAACUGCUAUUUUCGCUUAUUUCUGCAAUGUAAAAAUGUAUAAAAAUAAGAGUUAGUGUAUGCUUCCUGAAUAAAAAGGAGCCAAAGUUGAUCAAAA
Molecule: messenger RNA, 3459 nt
Organism: Mus caroli (Ryukyu mouse)
Lineage: Eukaryota; Metazoa; Chordata; Mammalia; Rodentia; Muridae
Gene: Nkrf
Product: NFKB repressing factor
Biological process (GO): negative regulation of DNA-templated transcription
Cellular component (GO): nucleoplasm; nucleolus
Molecular function (GO): RNA polymerase II cis-regulatory region sequence-specific DNA binding
Source: RefSeq, a predicted model, not a curated record